Molecule: messenger RNA, 1812 nt
Organism: Zychaea mexicana
Lineage: Eukaryota; Fungi; Mucoromycota; Mucoromycetes; Mucorales; Lichtheimiaceae
Product: P-loop containing nucleoside triphosphate hydrolase protein
Exons: 3
Coding region: 1-1812 (603 amino acids)
Molecular function (GO): ATP hydrolysis activity; ATP binding
Source: RefSeq, a predicted model, not a curated record
AUGAGCGGACAAGUAUCAGCUUCAAAGGCCAAACGUCUCGCAGCUCGCGCUGCCAAGAACGAAGCCAAGGGAUUAACCGGCAAGCGUGCCGGCAAGGCUGAAAAGGCCGCCGACACAGAGCAGAACGGAUCGCCCGACGAUCUCAACGUGGACAAGCUCAAGAUUAACGUCGAUCGUACUGCCACCGGUGUCUAUACUUCGCAGGAGCGUAGUCGUGAUAUUAAGAUUGAGUCGUACUCGCUCAACUACCACGGUCGUGUGUUGAUUGACAAUGCUACUAUCGAACUCAACUUUGGCCGUCGAUAUGGUCUUAUUGGUGCCAACGGUUCUGGCAAGUCUACCUUCUUGGCUUCGCUUGCCGAGAGAGACAUUGAAAUUCCUCCUCACAUCGAUACGUACCUGUUGAACCAGGAAGCCGAGCCAUCCGAUAUGAACGCUGUUGAUGCUGUCAUCGACCACGCCAAGAACGAAGUCGCUCGUUUGGAGAAGGAAGUGGAAGAGAUCCUCGCCGCUGAGGACGCUGACAACCCAAUUCUCGACGAUUUGUACGAGCGUAUCGAACAAAUGGACCCGGCUACCUUUGAGACCCGUGCAUGCACCUUGCUGAGCGGUUUGGGCUUCACAACAAAGCAGAUGGAGAAGAAAACCAGAGAUAUGUCUGGUGGUUGGCGUAUGCGUGUGGCUCUUGCCCGUGCCUUGUUCAUUCGUCCUACUCUGUUGCUUUUGGAUGAGCCUACCAACCAUUUGGAUUUGGAGGCCUGUGUGUGGUUGGAAGAGUACUUGAAGACCUACAACCGUAUUCUUGUUGUCAACUCUCACUCGCAGGAUUUCCUUAACGGUGUCUGUACCAACAUGAUGCACCUGACCCACAAGCGCAAGCUGGUCUACUAUGGUGGUAACUAUGACACGUUCGUCAAGACCAAGGAAGAAAACGAGGUCAACCAGGCCAAGGCCUACCAGAAGCAGCAAGACGAAAUUGCCCACAUCAAGAAGUUCAUUGCCUCGGCUGGUACUUAUGCCAACUUGGUGCGUCAGGCCAAGUCCAAGCAGAAGAUCAUCGACAAGAUGGAGGCUGCUGGUUUGAUUGAAAAGGUCGAAAACCCUCACAAGUUCGUCUUCACGUUCACCGAUAUGGCCAAGCUCCCACCACCUGUCCUUGCUUUCCAGGAUGUCACUUUCUCCUACACUGGUGAUGUCAAAACUGCCUUGUACAAGAACAUUGAGUUGGGUAUCGACAUGGACUCCCGUGUUGCCUUGGUCGGUCCUAACGGUGCUGGUAAAUCUACUUUGCUCAAGCUCAUGAGCAGUGAAUUGAUGCCCACUGACGGUCGUGUCCAACGUCACACCUCGCUUAAGCUCGGCAAGUACUCUCAGCACUCUGCCGACCAGCUUGACAUGGACCUGUCACCCAUCGAUUACAUGCGCAAGAAGUUCCCUGAUGUCAGCACUGACAUCAGCUUCUGGCGUCAACAGAUUGGUCGCUACGGUCUGUCGGGUACCCAUCAGACCUCGCCUAUUGAGCAGCUGUCUGACGGUCUCAAGUCGCGUCUCGUCUUCUGUGAAUUGGCCGUUAUGCAUCCUCACAUCAUCUUGUUGGACGAACCGACUAACCACUUGGAUAUGGAAUCCAUUGACUCGCUUGCUGAUGCUAUCAACCAGUUCUCCGGUGGUGUCGUAUUGGUUAGUCACGAUUUCCGUCUGAUCAGUCAAGUAGCUAAGCAGAUCUGGCGUUGCGAGAACGGCCAUGUCAUGCCUUUCGAAGGUUCCAUUGGAGAAUACAAGGAAUCUCUGCGAAAGAACGUCAAGUUGUAA